Molecule: messenger RNA, 1389 nt
Organism: Xenopus tropicalis (tropical clawed frog)
Lineage: Eukaryota; Metazoa; Chordata; Amphibia; Anura; Pipidae
Product: coiled-coil domain-containing protein 77
Exons: 5
Coding region: 66-557 (163 amino acids)
Source: RefSeq, a predicted model, not a curated record
GACAAAAUGAAAAACAUCACUUUAGCAUUUCCCAAUACAGGUCUCCUUCCCUUCAAGAUACCACCAUGAGCUCCAGCCACACCCAGAAGAACCGAGGGGACUCCACUCCGCUGCCUCCAAUCAACGAGCGCCUGGCUUUCCUGCGGCCGUCCAGAGAGCUGUUAGAGUAUUACCGCAAGAAGAUCGCUGAGUUUGAUGAGGAACACGAGGAUCUGGUAAAGCAACUGGAGCAAUACAAAGCUACCUUUGAGGAGCAGGAACGUUCAGAUAAGGUGGCCAAGCGGCUGCAAUUGAUGGCGCAGAGAUACGAGGCUCUGGAGAAAAGGCGCAACAUGGAGGUAGAGGGCUAUAAGACUGACAUCAAGCUGCUGAGACAGCGGUUAAAGGAUGUAGAGAAGCAACUAUUCAAGGUGACGCUGAACAUCGGGCCAGACCAAGAUCUUGCUAUUCUGGAUGCAGUGCGGCAGGGCAACAAAAAGACACAAAAAAUUCAAGGGGAACUGCGCAACUUAAAGGCCAAAAUCUGUGGCCUGGGGAAUGAACUGAGAAUCGGAUAGAGCACAAGGGAGACUGACGGAGCUGCCACACUAAACAAGGAGCCACAGGUGUUGGGCGAUAUUCCUCUGCACCCCCCUUUCACCCCGGAGCUCGGCAAUGAAAGGGUGCGUGAGGAGCUGCCUUGCAGAUGGUCUCCUGCCUGGGUCUCUCUGCAGGCACUCGCUGAUGAAGAAGCGGAACUCGUCACUCCUGGAAAAAAAAACGGUGGUAAAAUGAUAAUUGUUUGUGUUACAUUUCCCAGAGUUCACAGUGUGACGACUCCCUGAUCCUGCCGCUCUGUACCCAACCCAAUCACAGCACAGGCAGCAAUAGGGGGUGAGCCCCUUCCCUUCUAAGGGUUCCACUGCUCUGCCUGAAAUGGGGGGCUAUUGCACUUACUUAUGAACCCUGAAUUAUAAGGGUACAUUUACCUGUGACCAAAUUACUGUCUCUCUGGUUUUGCCUAUAUCUUAGCCCGGCUUGUAUUGGCUGCCAGAUACCGGCCCCAAGAGCUCAAGCUCAGCACGAGAGUCUGCGUUUGCGCAUAGAGCUACACAUAUUACGCAUCACCUUCACCCUUAUUUCAGCCCGGACUGGGAUACAAAAUAGGCCCUGGCAUUUCAUAUCCACAGAGGCCAAAACAGCCCCCCAGCCCAAUAAAUAGCCACUGCCUAUGGCAUCUCACAGCAUUUACCUGCCCUCACUUAUUUCCCAUUUAUCCCUUCCCCAUCCUUACUUUAUGUCAUAUCCCAAUGUCCCCCUCACCAUAAAGUCUACCUUGCCCAUUUCUCCACCUUUCCUGACUCAUUCACACACCUUCUUACACGCUUUCCAUUUCCCCACCCUCCCCAC